UAUGGAGUUCAGGUCACUCUCUGUAAUACUCUUGUUGGUUUCAUUCAUCCAAACUGGGCAUGCUCAAGUGCAACCAAAACCACAUCUGACUGUGCAGCCUGAUUGGCCACAGAUAUUCAGUGGAGAGAAUGUUACACUCACAUGUGAUUUGCCAGGAGAGAAAGUAACUGACUGGACGUACUGCUGGAUCAAUGAUAACACCCCACCUCAGCAUUCUGAUGAAAAGCAUUACAUCAUAAGAAACAUCAAAGUGAAUCAGAGUUCAAAAUACAAAUGUUAUGGUCAUAGAAACCAUAACCAAGGACAAUCUGACUGGAGUAAUGAAGUGACUCUCACAGUGAUAGAGAGACCAAAAGCUUCACUGAUCCUGGUGCCUACUGGACAGAUGUUUACUGGAGAGAAAGUAACUCUCAGAUGUGACAUACAAGGACACACAGACACUGAGUGGAGCUACAGCUGGUAUAAAGAUGGUGACAGUAACCAUCCAGUUCAUUCUUCUGAUAAUACAACAGAAUAUUCAUUCAGUGUUGUAGAGUCUGACAGUGGUAAAUACACCUGUAGAGGAGAGAGGAGGAGUGACUCUCAGAGAUCAGAGAUCAGUGAUGCGGUUACACUGACUGUAUCAGGUGAGUCUGUGGGUUUGUUUUGUGAUAUCAUUCUAUUAUGUAAGGUUGUUUUUGUGUCUAAGUAAAUUAACACUGUGUUUCUGUGUAACAGACAGAGCUCAGGCAGUGCUGAGAGUGUCUCCACAGAGCUGGCUGACUGAAGGAGACUCAGUGACUCUAAACUGUGA
Colossoma macropomum (tambaqui) is the source of this 793-nucleotide messenger RNA. Its product is annotated as high affinity immunoglobulin epsilon receptor subunit alpha-like. The record is from RefSeq and is a predicted model, not a curated record. Gene Ontology annotation, molecular function: transmembrane signaling receptor activity. NCBI's taxonomy places the organism in Eukaryota, Metazoa, Chordata, Actinopteri, Characiformes, Serrasalmidae. The transcript is spliced from 4 exons. Gene Ontology annotation, biological process: cell surface receptor signaling pathway. The coding region runs from base 2 to 691 and encodes 229 amino acids.